ACCCGCCCCGAGUAAAGAGGGCGUGCUGCUGACAGCGGUGACAUGUUGGUGAGGAGGAGCCGAGCGGUGCUCCGUUGCUGGGUGCACUGGGCACUGGCUGUAUCGCCUUCUGUCUCAUUGUGGUGCAGGGACAGCCAGUACUACAGGCCUAGCAGCCAUCCGGAGCUUCGGCGGGGCAAGGCCACUAAACCGGCAAUGGAGAGGGACAUGUUGCAACCGGAAGGGGACAAGGAGGCGGAGAGACUCCUAAAAAAUAUGGAGGCAGUGGAAAACCCUGACAUUGAGCCUUCAGGUUCCUUCAACCAGUACCCUAAGGAGACAGUCCGGAAGCGCCAGAACUCGACCCGCAGCUCAAAGAGCAGCGACUCCUCCAGGUCAUCCAGGAAAAGCUUUAAAUUUGAUUACAGACUUGAGGAAGAUGUUACCAAGUCAAGAAGAAGCAAGAGCGGACAUUUUUGUAAUCCCUGGCCUACAUGGCAAAUGCCAUCCUUUAUGAGUAUCCUGAGGUGGUCAUUGACUGAGAAAGAUAAUAGCAGUAUACCCAGUUCUAAGCAGGAGCUGGACACAGAGCUUCCGGUACUAGAACCCUAUUUUAUCCAGCACCCUGAGCUAGCUGGGAAUACCAAAGAUGGAAUUCGGGUGACGUGGUUGGGACAUGCUUCAGUCAUGGUUGAAAUGGACGAGUUAAUUUUUCUUACUGAUCCUAUAUUUAGUCAGCGUGCGUCGCCCCUUAGUUUCUUGGGCCCAAAACGAUUUCGAGGACCACCUUGUACUAUAGAGCAGCUUCCAAAAAUAGAUGCGGUUGUGAUCAGCCACAACCACUACGACCAUCUGGAUUACAACACAGUACAUGGGCUUAAUGUGCGCUUUGGUGCAGAACUAAGAUGGUUUGUUCCUUUGGGUCUCUUGAACUGGAUGCAAAGCUGCGGCUGUGAAAAUGUGAUUGAGUUAGAUUGGUGGGAACAAAACUGUGUUCCAGGACAUGAUGAAGUGACCUUCGUGUUUACACCCGCUCAGCACUGGUGCAAAAGGACAGCUUUUGAUGAGAAUAAAGUGCUGUGGGGCAGUUGGUCUGUUCUUGGACCUUCAAACAGGUUCUUUUUUGCAGGUGACACAGGUUAUUGUGCUGCUUUUGAACAAAUUGGAAAAAGAUUUGGACCCUUUGACAUUGCUGCUAUCCCUAUUGGAGCCUACGAACCAAGAUGGUUCAUGAAAGGUCAGCACGUGGAUCCAGAAGAAGCCGUCAGAAUUCAUGCUGAUGUGCGUGCAAAGAAAUCAGUCGGCGUUCAUUGGGGAACGUUUGCGUUAGCAAAUGAGCACUAUUUGGAUCCACCCAUUAAAUUGAACGAAGCCCUUCAGAGAUACGGACUCAACAAAGAAGAUUUCUUUGUUCUUAACCAUGGAGAAUCAAGAGACAUCAGUACUGAUAACAACCAGUUAUCUGAGGAAGACGAUGAAUGAAAGCCUGUGAUAUAACUCACAUAUUGUAUGACUGGGCUGCUUUUGGUUUUAUAUUGUAUUUCAUGACAAUUAAUUUAUCCUUUUUUUUUUAAUGUAUACCAGAGUGUAUUUUAAUCUUUAUUCAGAAUUCCACACAGUAAGUAUGCCUUUGAAAGCAUAUUUAUUUACAUGUAUUAACAUGUGUUUUAUAAAUGAAGUCUUCCAACAAAUUUACGUUGCUAAACUACAUAAUGUACACUGAUUUAUAAUGCACUUUGCUUGCAAAAUAGGAGAUUAAUGCAGUAAAAAUGACAAAUGUGCCUUUUUAUCAGAAUAAGAUUCUUUCAAUCUGGAAAGAAUCGCACACUUUUUGUAACUGUGUCUUUUGCUUAUUUGCUGAAUACACACCCUGUACAUGAGGCAUGACAGGCAAAUUGUAUUUUUUUUUUUCUAUUUCUAUUAUGGAAAGGUUUGGGUUAUGAGUUUAAGUAUCUUGUAAAAUGUCUCCUGAUACUAUUAAGAAACAAAGCCACUGAUUAACAUGAGAUAAUAAUCAUUAGUAUAUCAAUGAAUAAUGUCAAAUUGUUUGCAUUAAAAUAUUUAAUGCUGUGAAUAACCAUAGUCAUUUAAAUUGGAUUCAUAUUUGUAUUAUUGUGCUUUGCUGUCUGAUUUUGCUAAACUGUGCCACUAAAAGAGGAGAGAGGUUUUUAAUACUACUUGGCUUUAUUUUAAAGCUAUAGAGAACUCGUUAUCUGUGCACUAUUCUCAAACAUAUACAUUUGCAAUAUAUACUAUAUAUUUGCAAUAUACUUUUAUUAGCAAAAAUGCUUCUUGGAUAUGUUAUUUACUGUUUUUCUGAGGCAUAUGCACAUAUGCUGUGAGGGCCCAUGUGAUGGUAUUUAAAUACCACACUCUCAGGUAGCAGUGGUUUGUAUGUCACAGACAUAGUACCACAUUGCAAUUUUGAUCUCUCUAUCCCUUUAAUUUGUUUCACAGUAACCUAGAUUUGACAGCCUGUCUAACGUUGUAUUAAGUGAUUGCCAGUAGAGCCACACCCCAUGUAUAUCUGAAUGCCUGUAUUGCAUUUGUGUCUGUCACUGGUGGUAAAAGGCGUUUCCUUGUUUUGGGUACUGAUACUGUAAACAAGUUCUUUCACUAAUUAUAAAUACCAUCUUUGUAAUAUUCCCUUUUUCCAAUUAUUCUGUUUUUUGAGAAAAAAAAUUCUCCUAAAAUAAAUUAAAUUUUAUGGAAUAAUGUUUUUUUUUAACUUUUUUGUUAGUUAAACACCAUUUGUUCUACUUUACUGUGUAAUAUUGUAGUUCUCAUAUGUCUGUACCUCAAUUUUUUAAUACCACUUUUAUUUACUACUUAAAGGGACAUGACACCCACAUUUUUUCUUUUAUGAUUUAGAAAGAGAAUGCAAUUUUAAACAUCUUUCUAAUUUACUUAUAUUAUCUAAUUUGUUUUAUUCUCUUGAUAUUAUUUGCUGAAAAGCAUAUCUAGAUAUGCUCAGUAGCUGCUGAUUGGUUGCUGCACAUAGAAGCCUUAUGUGAUUGGCUCACCAUGUGCAUUGCUUUUUCUUCAACUAAGGAUAUCUAAAAAAUGAAGCAAAAUAUAUAAUGGAAGUAAAUUGUAAUGUUGUUUAAAUUUCUAUUCUCUAUCUGAAACAUGAAAGAAAGAUAGAGAAUCCCAACUGUUACAUAUUCUUUAUCAGCAACAACACACAUCGUUCCCUUGAAGUCCGCUGCUGACAUCGCAGAUAAAUUAACAGGACUUUGUACUGUAUUUUCAUCAGCUAGGGUGUGUUUUUUUGUUACUUACAGAUCACUCUCUAUUUAUAUCAUUUGAAAUAGCAGAUUUUGCCUUUUGUAACCACCACCUAUACUGAAAAUGUCUGUACUAAAAUAUUGGCUUUUAGAAAAUAUAUCUACACAAAAUGUAGCAGCAGAAAUCAACCCCCAGUAAGGGGGUUGGAGAGAGAACCCAGCCCAUUUGAAAGGGUCUUCCUGAAGCAGCUUUGUAUUUGAUUAAAUCUUUACAUUGUCCCUUUAUUUAAACAGGCCCAAACAGUAAACUAUGGCACUCUGCUAGCGACUUUCCCCUGUUUGGUGAAGCCAAUCUAACAAGCUUCCCAGCAAGGGGACUAAUUAUCAUAAUCCGAGCGGACAUGAUCCGAUAUUGCAGAUCAUGUCCGCUGCACAUCGAUAAAUGCCGACAGCAUACGCUCUCAGCAUUUAUCAUUGCAACAGCAGUUCUGGUGCAAUGUCGCACCCUGCAGAUUCACUGACAAUUCGCCGCUAGCAGGGGGUGUCAAUCAAACCGAUCGUAUUCAAUCGGGUUGAUUUCUGUCCGCCACCUCAGAGCAGACGGACAAGUUUUGGAGCAGCGGUCUUUAGAGCUUGAGAAAUAUGCCCCCAAGUUUCAAUUUAACAUAAUUUCCUUUCAAGGUGUUCUCUGCACAGACAAUUAAAGCAGAACACACUUUUCUUAAAAACAACACCACUAAGAGCUGGAAUCAUAAUGUCAAGUUAUAGAGUAGUAGAUUCAGGCGUAAUUUGCAGAAGCAAGAAGCAUUGGGUGGUUGAUUCAUGGGACAAUCUUCCAGUAGAGGUGGUAAUCAUAACGGCUGUAAAAUAAAUCGAGAAUACCUGGGAUAUGCAUAAGGCUACCUUAAAGGGACAUUACACACUUCUUGGUUUUAUGUAAAAAUUAUGCUUUGUUCCACGCUACCUAGAGAGGCCAAAAAAGCAAACUCUAACCUAGGUUUUCAAAAUGCUGAAAAUUGCCUAAACCAGCCUUUUUGAUGUAGAGGAUUUGCAGGUUACAGAAUUUCCGGACUGUGGGACAAUAGCAAAUUCCACGCAAAAGCAAGAGAUGUUCAAAUAUAAAAGGGCCAAUUGUUUAAAAUACUUUAAACAUUUCAGGAAUAAAUCUUGGCAGACUCUAUAGGCCUCUUGGUUCUUAUCUGUCAUCAAAAUCUGUAUUUCUGUUUGUUAAAGGGACAUGAAACCCAAAAAUUUCUUUCAUGAUUCAGAUAGAGAAUACAGUUUUAAACAGCUAACUAAUUUACUUCUAUUAUUUAAUUUGUUUCAUUCUCUUGGUAUCAUUUGUUGAAGGAGCAGCAAUGCACUAAUGGUUUCUAAGUGAACACAUUGGUGAGCCAAUGACAAUAAGUAUAUAUAUAUAUAUAUAUAUAUAUAUGCAGCCACCAAUCAACAGCUAGUACCUAGGUUCUCUGCUGCUCCUGAGCUUGCCUAGAUAAACCUUUCAGCAAAGGAUAACAAGAGAAGGAAGCAAAUUAAAUAAUAGAAAUAAAUUGGAAAGUUCUUUAAAAUUGUUUUAUCUAUCUGAAUCAUGAAAGAAAAAUUUUGGGUUUCAUGUCCCUUUAAUGAGAGACUUAAAGGGAUAGGAAAGUCAAAAUGAAACUUGCAUAAUUCUGAUAGAGCAUGUCAUUUUAAGACAGUUUUAAAUUAACUUCUAUUUUCAAAUGUGCAUUGUUCUCUUGGUAUCACUUAUUAAAGAAUACGCACAUAUCCUACACUAUUGUGAGCUGCUGCUAAUUGGUGUCUGAACACAUUUCUUUUUUGUGAUUGGCUAACUAGAUGUGUUGAUCUUUCUGCCAGUAGUGCAAUGCUGUUCCUUCCGCGAAGGAUAACAAGAGAACGAAGCAAAUUUGAUAAUGGAAGUAAAUUGGAAAGUUGUUUAAAAUUGUAUGUUCUAUCUAAAUCAUGAAAGAAAAUGUUGUGGUUUCCUGUCCCUUUAAACUAGAUCUACAAUAAAGUAUUUAACAGAGCAAGUUUUAGAGCAACUUUGUUUUAGAAAACGUUCCCAAGUAGUGCCUUUAUAAAAAAAAGUACACCAUCAUUUUUCCAAAGCAAAAACAUUUUAGCAAGAAUUCUAGAAUUUUACUUUCACCUCUACCAUUUAGUUCAGGGCUACAUACUUUGCAGAAGCUGACUUUCUUUUAUUCAAUUGGUCCACAAACUUGUUAGCAGGAAACCUUAACAGGGCAGAGUUUGAGAGUCCUCAAAAUGGCCGAUAUAUUAAAUUUGAGUAAGAAUAACCACAAAUGGUGAUAUAUUGAUGUUUUCUGGGGCAGCUUUGGGAGCACUGUUUGUAAAGCAUUAAGGGCUAAAUCAAAAUCCUUUAGAGAAUUAAAACUUAUCAAAUGAUUUAUCUACAAGAGACUUUAAUGGUGGUGUUUUAUUGAAAAACAUUAGCUAAGGAUUUCUAAAGGAUUGUGAUCGACCCCUAACUUUGUGCUGUACCCAAAUGAUCAGUUUUUAUAGAUUAUAAUAAAAUGUAAGCAGUAAGAACUAAUGAAUGUACAUGAAGCUUGUUCUAUAAAUUACAAAUGUGCUAAUCGCAUGUAUGAAGUUUAUAAAAAUCAAAGCAUCAGAAUAAAAAUUGAUUGAACACACCAA
Bombina bombina (fire-bellied toad) is the source of this 5864-nucleotide messenger RNA. It is a transcript of the gene NAPEPLD, whose product is annotated as N-acyl phosphatidylethanolamine phospholipase D. The record is from RefSeq and is a predicted model, not a curated record. Lineage: Eukaryota; Metazoa; Chordata; Amphibia; Anura; Bombinatoridae. Bases 43 to 1461 code for a protein of 472 amino acids. Gene Ontology annotation, molecular function: N-acylphosphatidylethanolamine-specific phospholipase D activity. Gene Ontology annotation, cellular component: cytoplasm; membrane-bounded organelle. Gene Ontology annotation, biological process: N-acylethanolamine metabolic process; N-acylphosphatidylethanolamine metabolic process. The transcript has 5 exons.